AUGGCCCUGCGUUUUGGCAGCACAGGCUUUUACAGUUACUACGUGCACUUCGCUAACCAGGCAGCUGGCUGCAUCCAGCAGUUCAAUCAGAACACAUACUGGGGCACACUCGACUGUGAAUCGUAUUGCCGAAUCUUUGCCGCCCGCACCUCCCUCUCUUGUGAGCUAUACGGAGCCCUCUCCCAUCCUGCCACAGCAUGCAUCGUCAGCGCCCCACUACCCUAUCCACGCUCAUCCUUCUCUCACAACACCACAGCUUUUAACAGCUUGUCACCUGCUGCACCUCCACCUCAAAUCAUCCCUAGAGUCCCUAGACAUUCGACGCACUGUCAAUGUUCCCAUGCCAAAAAGAGUCAACAAGAGAGGAAGGGCCUAUCCUGUACCAAGCCAGAAGGAUGGUUCUCAAUAACUUCAACCACCUCAGCUGCACCCUCGCCACCUGUUGCUUCCGACACGUCUGCUCCUUCUGUGGGGGUGCCCAUGCUAGGUGUACCUGCCCACAUAACCCAACUACGCCCGCCAGCUGAUUAG
Molecule: messenger RNA, 531 nt
Organism: Xyrichtys novacula (pearly razorfish)
Lineage: Eukaryota; Metazoa; Chordata; Actinopteri; Labriformes; Labridae
Source: the annotation of a GenBank genome assembly